Chaetomium fimeti is the source of this 626-nucleotide messenger RNA. RefSeq lists its product as uncharacterized. Lineage: Eukaryota; Fungi; Ascomycota; Sordariomycetes; Sordariales; Chaetomiaceae. Bases 142 to 504 code for a protein of 120 amino acids. The transcript has 2 exons. The record is from RefSeq and is a predicted model, not a curated record.
ACGCAGGAGAUCCACCUUGUUCCCGGUUGCGGGGUCAUGUGUGGCUGGAACGUGGCGGCCAAGAAUUCACAGUCGUGACUCGUGCAACAGAGAUUCACCCCUCGACUCGAUGAGAAGAACAAGCCGAACUCGAGGUAUGGAAUGUCGACCGAACCUCAUGGGAGUGAUGAAACCGAAGUAGUUGGGCUGCCUAAAACAACUGGUCUAGUCUAUUUCAAUUAUUUUUGCUCACUCCUUUUCACUCGACUGUUCUACUCGGUUGCGUUGCUCAAUUUGUUUUGUUCGGUUUCUUUUGCUCGGUAUAGGUACUUAGUCUCUCGAGUCCUCGUCAUGCCUGUAGUGCUGAGACUUCUCGUUUGUCUCUGGCAACCGGCCUUUUUUGGUCAGAGGGCGCCGAUAUCAACAGUGAAAGAUGGGUCACGCAUGACUCAAUCUUCACUCUCAGUGGCAUGGAUGUUACAAUUCCUACUGUGUGCUUCGUACUACGAAUUUUCCAUAGCCUAGCAUUCGCUUCUAGCGAUAGGCAACAACUGGGAACGAACACCCGAAGCCGCAUAUGCUGCUGGCAUUGCCUCUGACGCCACAUUCCCCCAGUGUCUCGCCUUUGAAGGCCACCAAGUGGGGAG